UAUUUCACAACUUAUACAAAUUCUAUUUCCUUCUAUUGCUUGAACAUAUUAGUCUUUUAGGUCGAUGCUGUCGCUGCAAUCAACUUCAAAACCAGGUCAUAUGGCUACUCUAAAUUUGUUUCUUGUGAUAAUGCUAAUGAAUAUAUUAGUCAGUGGAUGGAGUAUUGGAGUAGAUGGCCUGAGCAUGGGCUACUACUUAAUGACUUGUCCAUUUGCCGAUGGAAUUGUGAGAAAUACUGUCAAUAGGGCUCUGCAAUCUGAUCCCACUCUUGCUGCAGCCCUUAUUAGAAUGCAUUUCCAUGACUGUUUCAUUCAGGGAUGUGAUGCAUCAAUACUGAUUGAUUCUACAAAAGAUAACACUGCAGAAAAAGACUCCCCAGCCAAUUUGAGCUUGAGGGGUUACGAGAUAAUCGAUGAUGUGAAAGAACAACUGGAAGAGCAGUGUCCUGGUGCUGUCUCGUGCGCUGAUAUCGUUGCAAUGGCUGCCACCACAGCAGUUUUCUUCGCUGGAGGACCAUAUUAUGAUAUACCUAAAGGAAGAAAGGAUGGAAGGAGAUCAAGAAUAGAAGACACAAUCAAUCUGCCUGCACCCAGUUUGAAUGCUUCGGAGCUUAUCAGGAUGUUUGGUCAGCAUGGUUUCACUGCCCAAGAAAUGGUGGCUUUAUCUGGGGCUCACACUCUAGGAGUUGCAAGAUGCUCAUCAUUCAAGCGGAGAUUGAGUAACUUCGACUCCACUCAUGAUGUGGAUCCAACCAUAGACACGCAAUUUCUGAAAACAUUAUCCAAAACAUGUAGUGCAGGUGACAAUGCUGAGCAGCCCUUCGAUACAACAAGGAACAUUUUUGACAACGAUUACUACAAUCAAUUGCAAAGGAAAGCUGGGGUGCUUUUCUCCGAUCAAACUCUCUUUGUUAGUCCAAGAACUAAACCAAUUGUCGAUGGUUACUCUUUCAACCAAGCUAUGUUUUUCAUGGAUUUCCAGCAAGCCAUGCUGAAAAUGAGCUUGCUUGAUGUAAAAGAAGGCCCCAAAGGAGAGGUGAGGGCAAAUUGUCGCAAAAUCAACUGAUUCAGAUCCACCGACCGAGCUAUUUGUACAAAUACAUAUCAGAUUUUAAACAUGUUACGGGUUUUGACUGAUGUGUUGAUUAAGCUGCUUGUAUGACACUGUGUGACUUGUUUUAGAACUAGUUUAAAUUCCUACGUUUUCAUCUACCAUUUCAUUUUGUUUCA
Coffea eugenioides is the source of this 1230-nucleotide messenger RNA. RefSeq names its product peroxidase 47. The transcript is spliced from 4 exons. Gene Ontology annotation, biological process: hydrogen peroxide catabolic process; response to oxidative stress. The record is from RefSeq and is a predicted model, not a curated record. NCBI's taxonomy places the organism in Eukaryota, Viridiplantae, Streptophyta, Magnoliopsida, Gentianales, Rubiaceae. The coding region runs from base 65 to 1066 and encodes 333 amino acids. Gene Ontology annotation, molecular function: heme binding; peroxidase activity.